AUGUCAGUAGAUUUCGGCCCGGCAGGCAUACCAUUCAUGACAGAAAAGGAGUAUAAUGAAACUUUCGAAACCCACAAGAGUUCGUGUUCGCCGUCGGCAUGGAACCCCCGGGCUUGGGGCCGUAAGAGGUGGACGGGCGCACUUCUGGGCAUUAGUGUCAUUGUUGCCGCUGUUGUGGUUCCGUUAACAGUGGUAAUGGCGAAUCAAUAUCCGUCUUAUCAGAGACUUGAAUACUCGUUGGUAGAUAUUUACAGCGGAGAAAGAUUUUUUGACUCAUUCGACUAUGGGAAUGGUACUGAGGCGACCCACGGGUUUACGAAUUAUGUGACAAAAGAUGGUGCAGAAUGGUCUAACUUGACGUAUGCUACUUCUAAUGAAGCCAUCAUAAGAGUAUUACCGAGAGACCACACCGGUGCCGCCGGACGCCCUACCAUUAAGAUUCUAUCGAAACAGCGGUAUACACACGGCUUGUUUAUCUUUGAUAUCGGGCACGUGUCAUAUGGGUGUGGUACUUGGCCCGCCAUAUGGAUGUCCGAUACAGAUCUAGAUAUCUGGCCGAGCCACGGCGAGAUAGAUAUUAUUGAAUCAGUGAACCAGGGUAAUAAAGGAACUCAGUUUACUCUACACACAACAAAUGGAUGCGAGAUGAGCGUCAAAAGAAAGCAGACGGGGAAGGUGCUGUCUAAUAACUGUUUGAAUAGCACUAACUACAACAUGGGCUGUGCUGUACGUGGGGCGCCAGAUUCAUACGGCGAAGAAUUGAACAAAAACCAGGGAGGGGUCUACGCUAUGGAAUGGAGAACCGCAGGUAUUCGGAUGUGGUUUUUUCCCAGAAAUCGCAUUCCUUCAAGUAUCAGUAUCGGGAAACCAGAGCCGUCCGAAUGGGGUAUCGCAACAGCAGACUUUCCCUCAACGAAAUGUGAUAUCAACUCGCACUUCAAGAACCACAAGCUAAUUAUCAAUAUUUCCCUUUGCGGUGACUGGGCGGGUGCACCAUCAGUUUAUAACGAGGAGUAUGGCUGUCAAAUGGAGUGUACUGAAUAUGUGGGGUCUAUGCCUGAGGCAUUUAAAGAUGCGUAUUGGUCCAUUAACAGCAUUAAGGUGUAUAAGGCACCGAAUUCGUAA
Molecule: messenger RNA, 1125 nt
Organism: Orbilia oligospora ATCC 24927
Lineage: Eukaryota; Fungi; Ascomycota; Orbiliomycetes; Orbiliales; Orbiliaceae
Exons: 5
Coding region: 1-1125 (374 amino acids)
Biological process (GO): glucan catabolic process
Molecular function (GO): hydrolase activity, hydrolyzing O-glycosyl compounds
Source: RefSeq, a predicted model, not a curated record